AUGUUACGCAAUAAGCACUGCUUCAUCAAAAUAGAUAUUUGUAGCGGCCCCACAUUUGAAAAUCGUGAUCCAAAUUUUUCAAUAACCCAAUGGUUAGAAUCUAACGAUUCUAUGCGUGCCUGUCGGCAAUGCAAAUCAUGCCUGAUUAUUGCUGGUACCAAUGAUAUAUGCGGAAAGUCAAUUGACCAAAUUAUGGCUGAUUUGAAUAUACUGAUUGCAACAUUAAAGUACAAAUAUCGAUCAGUUCAGUGCGUGUACGUACACGAAAUUAUUAAUCGAAUGAAACCAUGUUGGCAACAGCAGACACGAGAAGCAAUGAUGAAUGACAUUCGUCAGUAUAAUGAAAGAUUACACGACAUGGCACCUACAUACGGCUAUACAGUAGUCACAACGGACAUAAAAGACAAAGACUGA
Molecule: messenger RNA, 414 nt
Organism: Didymodactylos carnosus
Lineage: Eukaryota; Metazoa; Rotifera; Eurotatoria; Philodinida; Philodinidae
Source: the annotation of a GenBank genome assembly